Lichtheimia ornata is the source of this 4182-nucleotide messenger RNA. RefSeq lists its product as uncharacterized. Gene Ontology annotation, cellular component: plasma membrane; endoplasmic reticulum-plasma membrane contact site; cytoplasm. Gene Ontology annotation, biological process: intracellular sterol transport. Gene Ontology annotation, molecular function: sterol binding; sterol transfer activity; protein binding. The record is from RefSeq and is a predicted model, not a curated record. The coding region runs from base 1 to 4182 and encodes 1393 amino acids. The transcript is spliced from 12 exons. NCBI's taxonomy places the organism in Eukaryota, Fungi, Mucoromycota, Mucoromycetes, Mucorales, Lichtheimiaceae.
AUGCAAUCCGGCACCUGUCAACCCACCAUACUGACACUCCACGAUGCCGUAACCGAUUCGCCGGUUUAUCGAGCCAACGCAUUGCACUUUGACGAGCAAAUCGACCUUUUGGAAAAGUGGCUGGAGCAAUUAUCAAAGCACCUCAAGUUGUAUACGGAUAAACUCAAUAAAUUCAAUCUCGAGACCAACAAUGUAUGCAAGAAGGCUAUUCCUGUGGGCAUCGAUAGUGCCUUGAUUGACCCCAAUUUUACGGGUGCUGUCAUUCGAAGUUUCUCUGAUGCUUUGCAAACAAGUUUGGCUUUUAAGACAAAGCUUGUAACCGACCUUGAAGACAAUUUCAUCCAACCGCUUUUGCAAUUCGUCAAGACACAUUUAAAGGAAUUCAAGGAGUUUCGUAAGCAGCACGAAAAGGCAUUGGAGCGGUACGAGGCACAGUUGUACAAGUACACAUCACAAAGCAAGAGCAAGGAAGCAUCGGCUGUAAGAGAAGAAGCCUUCCGCUUGCACGAGGCACGUAAAGCGUAUGUGCGUAUGUCAGGACAACACGUUGUGCGCAUUCUUCAGUUCCGAUCACUUUUGGAGCAUUGCCUUGUCGACAGCUUUUCUUCUGCAACUUUGGCUCAUUUCCAUGACUUUGAUGGUGGCAAGCAAGUAUGGGCUAAACUCGAUUCUAGCUUGGCUGCAUGGAAGCAAUGGCUAGUGGAUGAUCGGAGCACAUGCGAUUAUCAGUUGCACAGACUCCAAACGGCUCGCAAGCAGCUCGAGGCUGAAUAUCUCCAACAAACCCAGCCACUCCGCGAUUUGGAUCGAUAUGGUUCCUCGGCAAUGGUGCCGUUGUCCAACAAUCGCCACUCGCUUGAUUUAUCCUCCAUCGAUGACAGCAACAACAAACCUACAUCGUGUAACAAAUGGGGCUAUCUUUAUACUCGUGUAUCACGUAUGACUUGGACACGCAAGUUUUUCUUUUUACAUGAUGGCUAUUUUGGUACAUGCUUGGUCAAUCCUAAGCUCAAGGGUGCCAUCACAGUCGGUGAACGUGUCUCAGUGCUUCUUUGUGAUAUCAAACCCGUGACCGAUGCUGCAGAUCGACGAUUCUGUUUUGAAGUUGUUUGUGUACAGCAGCCACCUUUCUUUCUGCAGGCAGAAACUGAAAAUGAGAUGCGUGAAUGGAUGGCAGCAUUUGCAAGAGCCAAGCGUUUUAUGCUUCAAAAUGAAAAGUUACAUCUUCACACUCAAACGACGACUACAACUACCACAACGACGACUACCACAACGAACGGCACUGAAUCCGGCAGCGAUUCCGAUACUCCUCAACCCAACACAGUUCCCACUCGUCACUCAUCGCUUCCUCCCACAGUCAACAUUGCAUCAUCGGCUCCAGAAUCUACUAUCUCCAAUGAUUCAGCAUUAUCGCUUAGCAACAACAACCAUACAACAACCAAUGAUAGCAAUGGUGAACCUUCCAUAGUCAUUCUCUCAACAUCCGCCGACCAUGAAGAUGAAAUUUCCCUUGACACAUCCACUACCUUGACACCUCUUCUUGUCAGCGAAGCGUCCAAGGCUCAACCCGUUGCACCUGCCAAUAUCACUUCCUCAUCGGUACCAAGUUCCCCAGCUGCUGGUGCACAAACCUUUGCAUCGGCAAUGAGUUCAAAUGCCAACCAUACCACUGCCACAGCUGCAUCCUCCACAGCUGCUGCCGCUCAGCAACAACAACAGCAACAACAACAACAACAACAACAAUCAUGGGGUAUUCCAUGGGCUCUUGUACCAAGCAUGUUUUCUGGUGGUGCUGGUGGUGCUGCAUCCUCUCAUCCCGAAGAAGACCCUGUGCCAUCCUCACCAUUGUCACCAGCCAUUCCUAGUAUGUUGGCAUCGGGUAUGGAUAACGAAGGACAUCCUAUUGUAUGGCCUGUUCGAUCGGAUGAUACUGGUGUCCCCCGAGUGGAGCUCAAUGGCUAUAGUGCCGAGUUGGAGGCACGAAACAAGGAAUUGCGGCAUUUGUUUGGCGGCGUAGCACAAAAUGAAGUUGUUUUGGAUGCUUUCAUUGGUUCCUUGAAAAAGAAACCCGUGGACGAUGAUGACAUGCCUGAUGAAAUCGUGAGCUCACCCACGGCCGUGGAUACCUUUGAUCAAGAACUCAAGAAGCAAUUGGAAGGAUCAUUGCAAAAUCCCAUCUCCAAGUUUGGUUAUUCAUACACGGGUCGUGCAUUCAUCACGCAAGAGACCUUCUGGUACUACAGCUGCAUUCUGAUGAAUUGUGUCCAUACGGUCGCUGUCAGGUUACGAGAUAUCAAGAGUGUGCGUUUGGUACGCGAUAUGAGUAUGAAGGAUACGGUUACCAAGAAUGGCCCCGCCAAGAAUAUUGCACUUGCCAUUGAUCUCAACAAAGGCAACGAACCAUUGGUAAUUACGACAUUGCUCAAUGACGUUGAGAUGGUGAUGGAACGUUUACGCUUCGCUGUGGAAAAUGCCAAAUCGAAUGAUCCAUUGCCUGUGCAAACAUUGUACGAUGUGAUCCAGAGUUUGACAGUAUCGGCACAAAAGAGCAAGACCACACACCAAAUGAAAAAGUCAUCAUCCACCACGACGGCGACUGAGCAAGUAUCCAAAGAAGCAGAAAAGACUGCCGAGAUCUAUCAACCUGAGCCUGCCAUGUCACCAGUGCCUGAAUCCAAAAAGAAACGCAAAGGACGUAAGAGCUCAGGUGCAUCCAAGCCUGUACCCAAGUCGGGUGCACUUGCAGCUGCUAUGAUGGCGGCCACUGUUGCAGGUGGUAGUGGAUUAUUUGAUCCUAGCCGAAUGGCCUAUGCUGAAGACAUGCACAAACGACAACAUCAGCCAUCCAACAAAGAGUCAUCUAGUGAUGAAGGCAACAAUUCUCCUACACCAAGUGGGCAACCCGCUUCUAAGAAAGGAUCUUCUAGUGGUAGUGAUGAUGACAUCCCAUCACACAUCCAAAUCCCCAAGGGACCCGUAUCAUGCAAUUGUGACGAGCACAUGGAUAAGAUUGAGAGUGAAGUGGAAUUGCCAGUGUCAGCCAAGAAGCUGUAUGACUAUAUGUUUGGAGAUGAUACUGCCGUGUGGGAUAUGAAGAACACAGCAAGCAAUGGCACCAAUUUACGUGUGGAUCCUUGGGUGAAUGUGGAAGGGAAGCAGCAGCGUACGUUAAAGUACAUCCUUCCUGUCAACAAUCCUAUGGUGAAGCUCAAGGAAGCCGAGGUGGUGGAAACCCAGGUUGUGCACAAGAAGGAAGAUUACAUUCGUUAUGUGGUGCAAAUCUCGACCAAGACUGCACAGCUACCAUAUGCAGAUGCAUUUGUGCCUUCGAUCCGAUACUGCAUUUCUUGGGUCAACAAGUCUCAAUGUAAGCUGACUUGCAGCAUGGGCGUCAAAUUUAUCAAGAGCGUGCUUGUCAAAGGCAUGAUUAGCAAGGCAGCACUCAAGGGCAUGGGCGAAAGUCUUGCCACCUUUAUUCCCAUCUUACAAAAGGAGGCCAAUAAGCUUGCUGGCAAUACCAAGGCAACAACGGAUGAUCAAAAUGAAAAGCAGCCAGCCGCAGCUUUGACCAAUGGUACCAACGGUAGCCCUGCAGCUGCUGCUAAUGCAACAUCAUCGGCUACAGCCAAAGAGGAUGAUUCUCUUUUGGGUCAAGCAAUUACCUAUUUCAACACAGCUGUCGACUUUGUUUCGGAAUUGCCAUUAUCAAUUCGUGGAGGAUUGGCGGGUGUUGUGGUGCUUUGGAUCCUUGUAGCAUGGUUGUUUGGUGGCAGCAAAAAGACGACGAACGCUGAAAUGGAACGAGAAUUCUUACCACGAUCAUCAUCGCGUGCGGUGUACUUGCGUGAUUUAGAAAAUGGAUUGCUCAAAACAGAUCUGCAACCUAUGUAUGCGCAAGAGGAAAGCUUCCAGCUGUUUUUGGAAAAUGGAACAUCGCAUCGCUGGUUCAAUGUGGAUCAUCAUAGGAUGGCUGUUGAGUUUCUUUUCAGCCGUGAACGAGUAGCAAUGUUGCGACAUGAUAUGCUGGUCAUAUUCAAUUUACUCAAUCAAGUGGAUGCCCAACUCUUGGAAAACGAAUACGUCAAUUGGAUGUUGGAUACGCGGAAACGGUGUCGUUUAACGGGUCAACCAGCUGAUACUUGCGACAAGAUCCAGGUACAACUCGAAUCAUUCAUUGGAUAA